CUGUCUUUCAGUCAAUCUCUUUUUAACGCUGUCAGUUUUGUUUGACAGCCUCAUUGGCCGUAGCUGAAAAGUGUUUAUGUUUUUACCUAUUUACAGAGAGAAAUAGUAUAUUACAAAGCAAUCAUGAAACCGAUUAUGUUGCAUGGGCACGAACGUGCUAUCACUCAAAUCAAGUACAACAGGGAAGGUGAUCUUCUGUUCUCUGCAUCGAAAGGCAACAAACCCAACGUUUGGUACUCUUUGAAUGGUGAGAGGCUGGGCACUUUCAAUGGCCAUCAAGGUGCUAUCUGGUGCAUCGACGUUGACUGGAUGACGUCCAAGUUCAUGUCCGGAGCAGGAGACAACAGUCUGAAGUUGUGGGAUUGUCAGACCGGCAAGGAGAUUGCUAGCAUCAGCACAAACUCCUCGGUGAGGACAUGCAACUUCAGUUACUCCGCUAAUAUGGCAGCUUACUGUACUGACAAAGCUUUGAAACACAUGUGCGAAAUGUUCAUCGUUGAUACGAGGAUAGUGGACGAUAGUUUGGGCAGUGCUGAACCAAUCCUGAGGAUCCCCAUUAACGGACCUAGAGUGUCCUCUUUGCUGUGGGGAGCUCUGGAUGAAACUCUCCUGACUGGUCAUGAAAAUGGAGAAAUUAUUCAAUGGGAUCUUAAAAUGGGAAAGAAACUGAACUCGACCAAGAAACACACUCAUUUGAUUAACGAUAUGCAAAUGUCUGGGAACGGAUCCAUGUUCAUCACAGCGUCCAAGGAUCACACCGCCAAGUUGUUUGAUUCUGAUGAUUUGCAAUGUUUGAAAACCUACAAAACCGAGCGUCCAGUAAACUCUGCUGCUAUCUCACCAAUUUUGGAACAUGUAGUAUUGGGUGGUGGUCAAGAUGCUAUGGAUGUAACGACUACUUCAGCGCGCGUAGGAAAGUUCGACUCCAGAUUCUUCCAUAUGGUCUUCGAGGAGGAAUUCGGAAAGGUCAAGGGACAUUUCGGUCCUAUCAACAGCGUGGCCUUCCAUCCAGACGGUAAAAGUUACAGCUCAGGCGGUGAGGACGGUUACGUUAGGAUACAUAGCUUCGAUCAAUCCUAUUUCGAAUACGCGUUCGAUUAUUAAAUUAAAUGUGCAAAGUUUUAUGUACUAAAAAAACGUUUUUCGUAUUAAAAAUGUACCCACUAAGAAAGAGCCAAA
This is a messenger RNA of Nicrophorus vespilloides, 1179 nucleotides long. It is a transcript of the gene eIF3i, whose product is annotated as eukaryotic translation initiation factor 3 subunit I. Gene Ontology annotation, cellular component: eukaryotic translation initiation factor 3 complex, eIF3m; cytoplasm. The transcript has 3 exons. Bases 124 to 1104 code for a protein of 326 amino acids. Gene Ontology annotation, molecular function: protein binding; translation initiation factor activity; RNA binding. NCBI's taxonomy places the organism in Eukaryota, Metazoa, Arthropoda, Insecta, Coleoptera, Silphidae. Gene Ontology annotation, biological process: cytoplasmic translational initiation. The record is from RefSeq and is a predicted model, not a curated record.